CCGUUCUCCAUACGAGUCCAACAGCCUUAAACAAGGUCGCAAAACACAGACAAAAGAUUACAAGAUGCUCAUCCAAGAAUCAUACGCAGAUGUGACCACGUCGGCCGAUGGGAAAGAAGGAUCCAUGCGGAUCUACCUCUUCCACCCUGCCAUCCCUGGCUACCCCAAUGCGAAAUUCCCCGGCGUUUGUCUCUUCUCCGAGAUCUAUCAAGUCACCGGCCCGGUAGCCCGCUUUGCCCGCCAGAUCGCAGGCCAAGGCUACAUUGUCGCAGCGCCCUCGUCCUACCACGACUUCACCGGUCCCGAAGCCCUGGCCUAUGACGGCCCAGGUACUGACAAGGGUAACGCCUGGAAGGUCGAAAAGACCCUCGAGUCCUACGAUGAAGACUCCCGCCGAACUGUCGACUACCUUCUCAGCCUGCCUACUUGCACGGGCCUGAUCGGUAGCACCGGCAUGUGUCUUGGCGGCCACUUGGCUUUUCGUGCGGCUCUGGAUCCCCGCAUCUCCGCCGUAGUCUCCUACUUCCCAACCGACAUCCACUGCCGCACCCUCGGCCCGCACUCGGCGAAGAACACCUCGCCCCAGGGGAGCAACCACACCAUCGACCUCCUCCCGCGCCUGGCCUCCCACGGCGUCGAGGCCGCCAUGAUCUUCGGCGUCCACGACACCCACGUCCCCGCCGACGGCCGCGACCUCAUCCGCUCCAAGCUCCGCGACGCCGGCGUCGUUUUCAGCUUCUACGAGUUCGCCUGGGCCCAGCACGCUUUCAUCCGCGACGAGCUCAGCAAGGGCCGCUAUGACCCCGCCAUCUCCAAGAUCUGCUUCGAGGUCCUUCUUGAGCUGUUCGGUCGCGCUCUCAAGACGGACUUGGGGCCGAGGGAGGGCGUUGGCGAGGUUGAACACGUGUGUUGA
This is a messenger RNA of Sodiomyces alkalinus F11, 913 nucleotides long. Its product is annotated as alpha/beta-hydrolase. Bases 65 to 913 code for a protein of 282 amino acids. Lineage: Eukaryota; Fungi; Ascomycota; Sordariomycetes; Glomerellales; Plectosphaerellaceae. The transcript has 6 exons. Gene Ontology annotation, molecular function: hydrolase activity. The record is from RefSeq and is a predicted model, not a curated record.